AUGUCGCCCCCCUCAGUAGACGACAACGACAGUCUCUCUCCCACCAACUCCCGGGGAGAUGACGACGAGAACAGCCAACACCCCCGCAAACGCCAGCGUGUGCGUCUCAGCUGUCUAGAGUGCCGCCGAAGAAAGCUCUCUUGUGACCGUGGCUAUCCGUGCCAGCGGUGCUUGAAGAGCGGCACUCCUGACCGCUGCACCUACGAGACCAAGUCUGGCGUCGUUCUGAACGCCAGCUCAGGAGUCCCCCCCGCGUUUGCCCAGCUGGACUCUCGGAGGAACGGUGAACUGGCCAUGGGCGGCACCAAGGAAACCGACAUGUCCCUGGUCCGGGAGGCGGCCAAGGACCACGACCGCAUCCGCCGUCUCGAGCUGGAAGUCGCUCAGCUCAAGACUCAACUCACCCGACAGGCCAUGUCCAGCUUCGAUGGCAGCACAGUUGCCGGCACCAACUCACCGCACACUCAGAAGGAUGAGUCCACCGACACGCCCGCCAAUGAUCCAUGCGCCAACACUCACCAAAUGGAGAAGUGCUGGCAUCAAUACAGCGACGGUGGCGCCAAUUCAGAGCUCCGCUUUUUCAGAGGCAAGGAAUUCAGGACGAGGUAUUUCGGUCCUCACAACGCCACGAUGGCGUUCAUCGAGGUAGGUCUAUCGAGCUCCUCCGGGAGCCUCAAUGAUUUAAUGGAGGACAUUUAUCUGACUUCAUUCCAGUUGACUGGCCUGUGUCCCUUUAUGAAGGAGACAGCAGAUGAAUGGCUGAAACCGGUGAAGGCUCAUGACCGCAAGGAUCGUAAGAAGCGCAAGGAGGACCGCGACAAGUUUUACGCUCAGCCUGACCCCCGGCUGGAGGCUCUUCUGCCGCCCAAGGAGCAAGUCGAUGCCCUGGUUGAGGUCUACAUCGACCAGUUCGAGCAAAUGCACCGCAUCAUUCACAUCCCCACCUUCAGGAGAGAGUACUCGGAAUUCUGGGAGAACCCUGCCGAGUCCCGCUAUGCCGCCUUCACCGCCCUUGUCUUGGCCAUCAUCGCGGUUGCAAACUGCAUCCACACUCACGAGUCUAUGAGGUUCACGGGCAUGAUCUCCAAUGCCCAGACAACCGCCGAGAAGUACAUCAAAGCCGUUGAGGAUUGGCAGGACAAGCAGAGCGUGAAGCACCGAAAGCUCAUCCACUACCAAAUUGCAUGCCUCCUGUAUCUUGGCAAGCGCGUCAACACGGUCAAGAAGAAGCGCUUCUGGACGAACUCGGGAGCUCUUAUCCAGGAUGGAAUUUCAGUCGGUCUCCAUCGUGAGCCCAGCCACAUGUCCGGCAAGAUCUCAGUCUACAACCAGGAAAUGAGGAGGAGGAUAUGGGCAACGGUGCAGGAAUUCGACAUGCAGGCCUCCUUCGACCACGGUCUGCCAACGCUUGUUAGCCAACUGCACUACGACGUGCAGCCCCCGAGGAAUUUGGACGACGAGGACUUUGACGAGGACACCACUCAGCUGCCCCCCUCGAAGCACGGAAAGGAGUACACUUUCUCCUCCUACCAGAAUCUCGCUCGCCAGAGUCUGCCCCUCCGCAUGGAGUUGAGCAGGCUAUUGUGUGGUCCACCUGGGGAGAUCGACUACGAUCAAGUCAUCAGGUAUACUAACGACAUCACCCACGAGAUCGACUCUCUGCCAUCUUGGGAGCACAACAACAACAACACCCACGGCGGCAAGCGUCCGCUCCUCGCCUACACCCUCCUCCACGUCCAGCUCCGCCAGUACAUCAUUCCUCUCCACCAACCAUUCCUCAAGCUGCGAAAGUCGAAUGCCAAAUACCAGUACUCCGAAAUCAUCUACUACAACGCCGCCCGAGACAUCGUGCUCCUGCACGACAAGCUCUAUGAGCAGGGCAUCCGCUGCCUCAACUUCCUUCGCGAAGACACCCUCACCACGGCCGUCAACCUCUGCAGUGUCACGAUGCUGCAGCCCCGCGGCUCGACCAACAUGAUCAUGAUCAACUCCCAGCACACGGUGAAGUUGCUCGAGAAGUGCCUUUUGAUGAAGGAGGAUAGGCUGCUGCGGACCGGCAACAACGAGCCAUGGGGUUAUUCCAUCAUGUGCUCAUCCCUCGGCCUGCUCGAGGCCCAUCUGGGCACGAAGACGACGGAGCAAGCGAAGGCGUCGUCCGCGGAACGCUUUGUCAACUUGCACUACAAGCUGCUGGCGAACCAGGAGCCGCCGGUAUCGAGCCAGCAAUCGGAGCUCUCCAAGAUCCCCGGCCUGGAGGUUCCCGAAAGACCAAAGGUGAGCAUCUUCCGCAAUCAGUUCCGCACAAACGAACACUUACUGACUGAACCGCUCAAGUCCGUCACGCCCUUCUCCUUCCAGGGGUACCCGUCGUCUCACAACACGGUCGACGGACUGCUGCCUCAACCGCUACCUUGGAUGUCAUCAUCCAUGGAUCCGCAGGUGAGUCUUCACGAAGACUUCUCCCCAGCACUCGUUGCUGACAGUGUGUUGGCGGCAAAGACGCAGCAGCAGUCGUUCAAUCCCGACUUUAGUCUUGAAGCUCUGGGAUUGAAUUUGAACGAGUUGUGGGGAGAGUCGUGGGACUUUAGCUAA
This is a messenger RNA of Colletotrichum chrysophilum, 2592 nucleotides long. RefSeq lists its product as uncharacterized. The transcript has a single exon. Gene Ontology annotation, molecular function: zinc ion binding; DNA-binding transcription activator activity, RNA polymerase II-specific; RNA polymerase II cis-regulatory region sequence-specific DNA binding. Gene Ontology annotation, cellular component: nucleus. The coding region runs from base 1 to 2592 and encodes 863 amino acids. Gene Ontology annotation, biological process: regulation of transcription by RNA polymerase II; DNA-templated transcription. The record is from RefSeq and is a predicted model, not a curated record. NCBI's taxonomy places the organism in Eukaryota, Fungi, Ascomycota, Sordariomycetes, Glomerellales, Glomerellaceae.